UCAGCUGAUUUUCAACUGUUUGACUAAAUGCAGUAUGUGAUGCUAUAGACUGCAGUUCAAACAAAAGUCAUCGGCCUAUCGUGGCCAACCACACUUUUACCUAAUUUUUAUUUAUUUAUUGCAUUAUUCUCAUUAGAUAUUGAAAAUCUUCAAACUCAAAUUAUUCCUCUCUCUUUCAUAAAUAAGGCAUUAGAAUGUCGAAGUCAUCAUUUUAUUUCUACAAAGACCAGCUUGCCAAGUGUGGCAUAACGAAUGAACAGUUACACACGUUGGAAUCGUGGCUGGUGGGAGAGUUGUACUCGAUCGGUCUGGAUGGUCGCGUAUUUUCAAGAGACAUCAUCUCCUCCUUGCGACUUGACAUCAUCAACUUGAUUGAUGAACUAUGCCUUAUUGGCCACAACGUGGAGAGCUUUCGCCACCAUGUGGAUAAUUACAUAAGUAAUAAGAAUGUCGGUAGCAGUGUUGUUGGUUAUACGCGUGGAGAUGACGAUGCAGACAUCUCCGAUGAAUGGUACCUAAGGAAAACGUACCUCCUCAAACACUUCAAUGAUAAAACUGGACUGUCGGAUAACGAAAGUUUUAAGAAGAUCAUCACAGAGUUUUUGGAGAAGUUCUAUGAAGCUAGAAUUGAAUUGAAGAAGAAAAGAAGAGUUGGCAGCAGGAAGCACAGACAGUCCAAUCAACCACAUGAGAGAUAUGAAGAAGCCUUUCCCUCCUUAAGUAGUACAUGUGACCUGUUAGCAACAGUCAGCCAAGUCGGCGCUGCUUUAAACUGGGCUGCAGCCACAACGUCUUCAACGCAGGACGUCACUAAUUCAGUUGCCAAUGCACAAGGAACGAACGAGACAGCUGCUAAUCAUCGUCAGAAAUUGAAUCCUGAUUCUCUCAAGUGUGCUUAUGUCGGGGAGAUGACAGUGGGAGGAAAGCAGUAUAUCGUCAUGAGAAGCACACAGAACAGCACAACAAGUGGACACGCGUGUUCACAGCCAUUCAAGAAGAGAAGAAAGAGAAGGAGACAUGCCAGGUAUCCCAUUAACAAACCAACCCCGCCAAAACCGAGGCAGCCGGCUACACAGUUUCAUCCUCCUAGCAGUGGGGCGACAAAUCGAUUGCCCGACGAUAAUGAAGAUGAUGGAAGUGACAUACAUUCUCUUAUCCAGCUGACCAAGGAUUGCAGCAAAGAUAAAAUAAUUGAAGAGAGCCCUUUCAACUAUCAGUUAUUUUCAAUCGUUUCGAUGUGCCAGCCGUUAUUUGCUAUUGAUAAAAGAAUCUGGAAGGAAGUGGACAACAAGGUACUGCCUGGGGGAGGUAGGGAACGAGAUGGUGAAGUGAGCUUCGACCAGGUCGGUGCAGAUCUUGGCUAUCCUGGACGCGAUGAUCAAAUGCCAAGCGCUGCCGCGUUGUGGAACUCAUGGCUUGAAAGAAAUAAUGAAGAGGGAAGUAAGAACAAGGAUAAAAAUGGUGGUGUAGAUUCUGUCGCCGUUGAGGCUACUACACCGACUAUUGCUGAUGGAAUUGGCAACUUCAAGCAGUGUGACACCUCAAAGAGCAACUAUGUUCUGUUGGCUGAUGAUGUCGCUGGUGAAGGUGCUGCACUUAGUUGCCAGCGCAAUGAAAAUUAUGAUGUUGGUGAGAGUGAAAAAAAUAAAAAAGAAUACGAAGAGGAUAAUGUUAAUGGUGAUGAGAAUGUUGGCAAUCUUGAGGACCCUGUAAGUAGAGAUGUUAUCAAUGAUGUAAUGAAUUUCAAUUUAUGGAAAGGGAAUGAUAAUAACAAAAAUAAUGAUUUUAGGGCUUUGGGAAAUUAUGGUUUUGGUCAACAAAAUACUAACAACAACAGCCACUUUCGCAAAUCCGCUUCACUACCAAGGAACAUCUUACAGCCUAAUGUAAUCGGUCUGAAUCCUAGAUCUGAAAAUGAUGCAUCGAAAUUUACUUAUGUUAACCCUCCAAACGCUCCAAUUCUGGGUACACUGACACCGACAUUCGAUUUGCCAUGCAGGUCGCCAGCGUUUGAGUCGCCUGAGCAGUUGAACUGGUUUGUUGAUAAGGAAGACGAAGAGGAUAAUGAUAAUCACGAUAACAAUCACCAUAAAGAUGAGGAUGGUGACAAUCUGCAGGGCUGUGCAAGCAAUGGUGUUAUCAAUGAUUUUGCGGAUGUUAAUGCACAGAAAGGGGAUGAUAAUAACCAAAUUAAUUAUUUUAAGGGUUUGGAAAAUUAUGCUUAUAAUCAACAAACUACCAACAACAACCACUCUCCCAAAACUUUACCAUCAAAGAGCAUUUUGCAGCCUAAAGCAAUCUAUCCAAUGUGUCUUAGAUCUGGAAAUGAUACAUCGAAAUUUCUCCCUACAUUUAUUAACCCUUCUGGACUAUUCAGGUUCUUUCGGUAUUCUUUUCCAAUUCCAGCCACAUCAACACCGACAAUCGAUCAUCAAUGCACGUCGCCAGCGUCUGAAUCAGCCGCUGCAGUCGAACCUGGCUCCAGUGUAUUCAACGCCGGACUGCAGAUUUCAAACAGAUUUAAUACCGUAAGGAAUAAUGAUGCCAAUGGAUGUAGUGAUUUAUUGACCAGUAUAUUGGCAGAGGUCAGUGAUUCAAGCAUCAUACAUAAUAUUGAUGGAAUUCUUAAGGACGAGGAAAGCUACAAUAGCGGCGAGACAGAGGAAGAACUGGUGAAGAUUAUGGAGAACGUUUGUGAGGCACGCUGUGCAACACCCCUGCCCAGUUUCUAUGAGGCAGCUGCCAUGCAUCACCAACUUGGUGCCAUGCAGCACCAACUCCAUGCCGUCACUUCCUCCUCCUCAAGGAUUUGCGCUAACGUGGUGGACGAUGUCACAUCCUGUGCAGCUGAUGGUGCUGACCUGUGUGGUGGUGCUGUGCCAGAACUAUCCACCGAAGUCUCAUUAUCUGAAGCACUCUUGUUGAAUGCAGCAGCAGCAGCAGCUGCAAGUCAGAACAUUCCUUCCCAACAACAGGAACCAAUAGUAACGUCAUCAGCUGAACAGAUGCCACCAGCUAUGGACUCCCAGCAACCCGGAUCUACAUGGAGGUAUGACAAUUGGAUCUUUAGACAGAGCAAUGACACCAACGCUAACGUCAUCAACAAUAACAACGUUAUCAACCAGAUGGAGUUCAUGAGCAUUGUGAAUAACCUUCAGGGGGUCCUUAUCAAGCUGACGGCUGACCGGAUGUCCAUAGAUGUCAAUUUGACCAGUUUGAUCAACAUCAUCAACAGCUUGUUGGCGGCAGUCAAUAAUAACAUUGUUGACGCAACUAUAAGUAGCAACAUCAACGGCAACACCUGGUACAACAACAACAACAUCAUCAUCAACAACAACGUCAUCAUCAUCAUCAGAAACACCAUCAACAACAUCAUCGACGUCAUCAAAGACAUAACCACCAACUACAGCAACAACAUCGACAACAUCGCCAACAACAUCAACAAAAUCAUCGAAAUCAACAACGUCGUCAUCAGCAACAACAACUUCAGCAAAAUCGUCAAUGACAUCAUUAGCCACAUCAACAUCAUCAACAACGCCAUCAUCAACAACAACAUCAACAACAACAUCAACAACAUCAACAACACCUGUUUGCUGGUCGAAGAUGAACAAGGAGGACGUGAAAUUAAUGUGGAUAACUACUUCAACAGCGCUGUCACCUGCAACAACAGCCAAGAACAACAGCAAAAUGAUAGUUUAAGUGCACAACUAUGA
Messenger RNA from Helobdella robusta, 3713 nucleotides. RefSeq lists its product as hypothetical. The transcript is spliced from 11 exons. The coding region runs from base 195 to 3713 and encodes 1172 amino acids. The record is from RefSeq and is a predicted model, not a curated record. Lineage: Eukaryota; Metazoa; Annelida; Clitellata; Rhynchobdellida; Glossiphoniidae.